Mugil cephalus (flathead mullet) is the source of this 1397-nucleotide messenger RNA. Its product is annotated as myelin and lymphocyte protein-like. Gene Ontology annotation, biological process: myelination. Gene Ontology annotation, cellular component: membrane. The record is from RefSeq and is a predicted model, not a curated record. Lineage: Eukaryota; Metazoa; Chordata; Actinopteri; Mugiliformes; Mugilidae. Gene Ontology annotation, molecular function: structural constituent of myelin sheath. The transcript is spliced from 4 exons. The coding region runs from base 64 to 522 and encodes 152 amino acids.
GUGUGGAUUUAAACGGCAGCAGGUCGGAGUCCCGUCAGUGUGAGCAGCAGCAGCAGCAGCAGCAUGGCCUCCAACACUGACACCAUGGCGAACCUCCCCAGCGGGAUCGGAAUAUGCACAACUAUCCCCGACAUCCUGUACCUGCCGGAGCUGAUCUUCGGCGGUCUGGUGUGGAUCCUGGUGGCGAGCACGCUGGUGGUGCCAGCCAACCCUCAGGGCUGGGUCAUGUUUGUGUCGGUCUUCUGCUUCGUCGUGACGUUUAUCUGGAUGGUGGUGUUUGCCUGUGGAGGGCAUCACAACAAGGGCAGCUGGGCGGCAGCAGACUUUGCGUAUCACGGCAUCGCCGCGUUCUUCUACCUCAGUGCUUCAGUGGCCUUAGCCAAAGUCACCCUGGACAUAAGAGAAGAAACUCCAUUCCUGAACUACCAGCUGGACAUCUCUGCUGUGGUUUUCUCCUACGUGACGACUCUGCUCUACUUCGUCCACACCAUCCUGUCUGCCAUCCGCUGGAAAUCCUUCUAGGACAGAACCACGUUUUUGUCCUGGGACAUUAGGCCCUGGCAUGUUGGGGGGGGGGGGGGGGGGGGGCAUGUGUUGAACGGACAUCUGCCAGGAACCGGAGCCAGGAACCGACUUCUACUGAAUCGUUGUUAGAGUUUAAAUGGGAAACGAAAGGAAAUCCUCAACAAUUCUACAGGUGAUGUAGAAGAACCACAGACUGAAUAAAGGUAUAUUCAUACAGUCUAUAGACUUUAUACAUAUAUAUUGAUACGUGUAUAUUUGUAUGUAUACCUGUAAUACAUUAAAUUUAUACAGUCUAUGGAUUUUAUACAGAUAUAUUUUAUGGUCAGAACUCACAAGAAUCAGAUGUAGAAGGUUGAAACGUUUACAAUGUGUUUUAUUUUAAAAUGAGAGAAAUGUUUGUUGUAAAAAGAUGUUCUGUAUAAACUGGUACAUGAUAGAAAUGAUGAAUAGCAGAAAAGUUAAUAAGUUUCAAACACUGAUCAGAUCGGAUCUUCUAAACUGAACCAGCUGGUUUUCUUUUCUAAAAGUUUCCUAAAUGUUCCUCCGGUGAGUCCAGACGUAUUUUAGGAUGUUUUUAUUUUUACUGAUCCUCCAGAUCAGCGCUGCUCUUCCUCUGGUUUUACUCUUGUUUUAUUAUCAGAUGACUAAAGAGAAGACUCUGGUGUGGCUCAUUUUAUAUUUUUAUAAAUUUAUUAACACUGUCAAACUGACAUAAAUCCCACACACUGAGGAGGAGGAGGAGGAGGAGGAGGAGAUGUAGUUCUUCUAUUCUGAUUAUUUUGUAAUGUCGUCUUUAUAAGAGCCAGGGUAUAUUUUGUAAUUAUUAUGAUUUUAUUUUAGUGAAACUAAUGAUUAAAUGUGUUUGUUUUGAA